AUGCCAUCCAAAGCCAGGUCGAGCCCAGUGGCCGACUCAAGAGACCGACUCACUCUGUCCAGACUAGCAAACUACGAUGAUGUAGCAACUGACGCUCUCAUUGAUCGCGCUUACUUUUGGACUACGAUCCGAAAGAAUCGUACUAAAUUUGCUCCUGGCAGAGGCAUUUUGGAAGAUGUCGUGACCAAGAUUCUCCUUCACAAGGUCAUUGUUGAGAAGAAUGCACGUGCUGCGGAGCAGGAACUCCUCGCCAUGAAAGGCUUGAAGAAGUACAUGGAUAGUCUACCGAAUGAUCGAGAGCGAGAAUGGUUCAAACGGCAUUUUCGGAAAUAUGUCCAGAUUUAUCUACCCGACUGUCCGUUUGAGAUAUCGACUACAAAUAGGUAUACCAUAGUCGAACAAGAGGCUUCGGUGGUAGCCCGCAGAAAUAUCAAGAAAGGUGAAGAGAUCAAGUAUCUUUGUGGUACACUUGUUUCAAUGACUCGACAAGAAGAACUCGAUUUGGGAUUUAAUCGGAAGGACUUUAGCAUCGUUAUGUCAAGCAGAAGGAAGAACCCAUCGUUAUUCCUGGGACCGGCUCGUUUCGCCAAUCAUGACUGCAAUGCCAAUGGAAGGUUAUCGACGAGAGGAAACGAUGGCAUGCAAGUCAUUGCCGCUCGCGAUAUUGAGUUAGGCGAAGAAAUCACGGUAUCUUAUGGCGAAGACUACUUUGGUAUUGAUAAUUGUGAAUGUCUCUGUGAGACAUGUGAACGUUUGGUCCGUAAUGGGUGGUCGCCUUCAGUUUCUGUGCCAGCAAGUCAAGUCUCCACCCCUGUACGGGACAUUGAGUCGAACCGGUCUCCCCAGCCGAAGAAGCAUGUUAUUGAGUCCGAAACAGCUUCGACAGGAAGUGACACUCAUUUGGCGACUAAAAUUGUCACCAUAAGCGAAUCGACGCAUAAAGAAAAGAGGAAGUUUGAAAGCGAGACUGAGCAAGAACCGUCAUUGCCUUCUACUCCGGCUAAGAGGUUCAAAUUCGAACAUCGGCAAUCAAAGCUUCGAGAAGAGCUUGUCCUGUCUGAAAUCGCUGAAUCAAUCGAAAAAUCGCCUCUACCAACCACUAUUCAGAAGCCCCCUCAAGAAAUCUCGGCACUUCCAAGCCCUCCUGAACAAAUAUUUCCUACAGAUGCUGAGCAAAACACAGCCAGCGCCACCGAGAACGAUUCGCCUUCCUACUCUUCUGAUGAGAGUAAUCAUUCCAUAUCAACGCCGGCCACAUCGAUUUCUGGCAUCACACCCAAUAUCAAGAUAGAAUCAAUUGAAACGACCACACAGCCGGUUAUACCUGAACCAACUACGACUCAAGAACCUGCAGAUAAAGAUAUUUCCAACAUUGCAGAAUCUGUGGUCGCAUCAUCCUCUCAAAUAAACGAGGUAAAUGAACGAAAAUCGAGGAGCAGAACCAGCACACCUCGUAAAAGAGCAUUACCAUCUGUGGAACAAGAGGAUAUCAUCGUGACCAGAGUUCCAGGCGAUUACACCAAAACAAACAUGCUCCUUGCACAACGUUAUGACCGAUGGGUAGAUUGCCGAACCUGCCCUUCGUGGUUCGUUCAAGAAAAUGCCUAUCAAACACGCAAGGAAUGUCCUCGCUGCGAACGACAUUCAAAACUCUACGGCUAUCGCUGGCCCAAGACCGAUCCAGAGGGCCCUAAUGACGAUGAUAUUCGAGUCAUGGACCAUCGUACCGUCCACAGGUUCUUGUCGGCCGAUGAAGAAGCCAAAGUGGACCGCAAACAUCGGUCUGGCAUUGCGACACCUACGCCAACUCCCGAAGUCGUCCCAUUGGAUACUCGAAGCGAGACUGAGUUUAGUGAUUAUGAAGGCCGUCGCUUGACGCGCGCUAGCCGGCACCGUACCCGAUCCCUUCGAUUGACUCAAUGA
Messenger RNA from Talaromyces amestolkiae, 1923 nucleotides. RefSeq lists its product as uncharacterized. Gene Ontology annotation, cellular component: nucleus. The record is from RefSeq and is a predicted model, not a curated record. NCBI's taxonomy places the organism in Eukaryota, Fungi, Ascomycota, Eurotiomycetes, Eurotiales, Trichocomaceae. Bases 1 to 1923 code for a protein of 640 amino acids. Gene Ontology annotation, molecular function: histone H4K20 methyltransferase activity; protein binding. The transcript is spliced from 2 exons.